CUGGUGAAAUAAAAAAAAAGAACAACAUGAUUCUUCGACGAAAACCGGUGCAUGGCUGCAAUUGUCCCUGUCAUCAGCAUUGCUCGUCGAAAUGUGCAGUUUACCAGAAUAUAUAAAGUGUAUAAAAGCCAACUCACAUAAUAUUAAAUGGAAUAUGGAUACUAAUUUAUGUGAAAAAAAUGAGGUAGUAAUGCAAGCAGAUAUAGUAACAUUGCAAAAUACCUUAUGUAAUAAAAGCCAAAAGAUAGAAGUAUCUAAUUGUCAAUGUAUGGUUAAUGAUGAGUUGACAUAUAUACAAACAAGAGAAAAGAAAACGCAUAUGGAUACAACAAGUACAGCCUUCAAGCCAAAGAAGAAUGUGACAAAAUCGAAGGUGAAGAAGCAUAAAAGUGAAGGAGAAUCAAAUUCUGAAUCUACAAAGUUAGAAGAUAAUCUAACUCAAGUAUUAGAAAGAUUUAGAAGAGGUUGUGAAUGUCAAGAUGACCAGUGCUUUAGAGGCUUAAAUCCUGAAACAGUGUAUCGUCACAGACUAAAUAUUGCAGAGUUAACCAAGGGUGAACAUGAUAUGUAUUUAAUGGGUGUUACCAUGGCUUGUUUAACUAAUCCAUAUGAGACAGCACGACAUACAGAGCGACGUAGAUUGCGUGCACAAUAUGUAUAUCAGGGUAGAAGAGUUUGUUUAGAUGCUUUUUUAUAUUUAGAAAACUGUACGCAUUAUCAAAUAAAACGAAUUAGGAAACAUUUAAUGACCCAUGGUGUCACACCACGAGUUCAUGGUAAUCAUGGAAAAAUACCACACAACACAUUUUCUUUAGAUAUUUAUAAAAUUGCUACAGAAUUUUUAAAAAAUUUUAUUGAAUUACAAGAAACGAAACAAAAAACAAAGAUUGCAAAAAAUGCACAAUUACAUCUUCCAUCGGAUAUUACACGUAAAAUAGUGUAUGAUUCAUACAUACAGUAUUGUAGAAAAAUAUCUCCUGAUAUAAAAAUAAUGGGAUAUUCAACAUUUAGAAGAUUUAUGAAAGUUCAAUUUCCACAAGUAAAAUUUGCUAAAUUAGAAUUUAUGAUUAGAAGUCAAAGUAUACAAAAUCAAGGAUGUAGUAAAAGUGACUUGGAGAAGAAGGAUGUAAAUGAUGAUGGACCAUCUGAAUCAGCAAAUUUGGUAACAGAGAGUAGUACCUUAUUACCCUUAUUAAUUGCUAGUGAAACAGGACAAAGUGAUACUUAUUUUUUAACACCAGUUAAGAAACUACAAGAUGGUAUAAGUUAUCAGAUAACUACAAGUGGACUUCUAGUCAAUAAACCAGCAUUACCUGUCUAG
Messenger RNA from Eufriesea mexicana, 1321 nucleotides. RefSeq lists its product as uncharacterized. Bases 92 to 1321 code for a protein of 409 amino acids. The record is from RefSeq and is a predicted model, not a curated record. Lineage: Eukaryota; Metazoa; Arthropoda; Insecta; Hymenoptera; Apidae. The transcript is spliced from 3 exons.